Molecule: messenger RNA, 1774 nt
Organism: Zootermopsis nevadensis
Lineage: Eukaryota; Metazoa; Arthropoda; Insecta; Blattodea; Termopsidae
Gene: Syngr
Product: synaptogyrin
Cellular component (GO): synaptic vesicle membrane; neuromuscular junction
Source: RefSeq, a predicted model, not a curated record
UACUAUUGAAUAGAGUUAUAGACACGUAACAUCAUUUAACAAUAUGCAUUAUAUAUAAAAUUAUUUAUGUUUUUUAGAAAUAUUUAACAUGUUUCAGAUUUUUUAAAAAUAUAUGUAUCAAGAUGAGGUUGUGAAAUGAUUUUGUUUGUAACUCGUAAAAACAUGGACGGAGGUGGAGCGUACGGAGGUGGGAAAGCUGGUGCUCCGAUUGAUCCUAUUCAGUUUGUACAACGACCACAAGUUAUUUUAAGGGCGCUUUGUUUGCUCUUUGCAAUCAUUGUAUUCGGCUGCAUUUCAUCACAAGGUUACAAAUAUGAUCGAGACGAAGACAAGGAAGUUUGUCUAUACAAUAAAGACAACAAUGCCUGCAAUUAUGGAGUUGGGAUUGGAGUCAUUGCUUUCCUGGCAUCAGUAGCAUUUCUUGUUGGUGAAUUCAUGUUUGAACAGAUGUCAUCAGUGAAAACAAGAAAGCACUAUGUUCUUGGAGAUUUGGGAUUUUCAGGUUUUUGGGCAUUUUUAUAUUUUGUUGGUUUUUGCUAUCUGACAAACCAGUGGAGCAAUUCUGAAACGCCAGAGGGUGGCUUCGGAGUGAACAAUCUUCGAGCUGCUAUCACUUUUUCUUUUUUCUCUAUCUUCACUUGGGCUGGAUGUGCUUGGUUUGCGUUUCAACGAUUUCGCCAAGGUACAGAUGCAGCAUUUGCUCCAAGUUAUGAGGCAGAUCCAGGUUCCAUCCCUGGGGGAAUGCCGUAUGCAUCAUAUCCUGUUGAGCAGGAAGGUGAUGGAGGAUACCAGGAACCUCCAUUCUCUGGUAAUCAAACCAGAGGUGCUGUAGGCACAGAUUUCCAAGCUCCUGCAUAUUAAACCUUCUGGCAGCAUAAAAAUAGUAGUGAAGAAACCAUGUGUCAUACUUUUUUUUUAAAAAGACACUUGGCUGGAAAUUUGAAAUGUGGUUUAUAACCCAUAUCUGCUGUCUGAGGGCAUUGUUUAGAAAUGAUUUGGAACUGGAUUGCAUUUCUGAACAAGUAGUAGACAUUGGCAGAAAGGGUUGGGCAUAGCAACACUCUAGUUGGUACCAAAUUUAACAUAAACCAUAUUUUCCCUGGGAAAUGAGACUUUUGUUUUGGAAGUUAUUAGCAAUGAUGCAUAGACUGUGUGUGCGCAUUUGGUUCUGUUGUGGUAAUGGCUGAAGACAUGUAUUCCAAUUCAAUGUGAUUUACAUUCGGCUGCAGUGCUUGGUUAAUUAUGCCGUGGUUCUUUGGCAGUGGAUUAAUGCCAAUACUGAAAUUUGUAAUUAUAAACAUUGUGUUGUUUAAUUUUGUGUGUUGUACUUAAUACUGCUGUUUUGAAUUAUAUGAUACAUUUGGCCAUUUGAUUUAUUGUUCAAAUACCAUUUAUAAGGUAUUAUUUGUGAUGGUUUCAAAUUUAUUUUCUUGGAUAAUCUUUGCCUUCAAAGCAGCAAAAGCAACAUCCAUUGUAAAUAUGCAGGUUGAUUAGGGACUUCAUAUGUUUGCUUCUGUUUCAGAGUUCACACAAUAUUGGUUCUUAUUCAAGUAGAAGGGUUUUAGAAGCAGACAGCAAAAACUCUUGAUUGUGCUCUUGCUUUGUAGCUGAAUUGUAGGGGGUUUGAGCACUCUGUAUCAUUAUGAAAAAAAAUAUGUUCGUGUCAGGUUAGACUUCAGUCUCAUAGGUCCAGUUGGUAAAGCUUAUAUUGUCGUGGGACUAUGUCCUUUGAAAAUUAUGUAUUGUCUGGAUGAAAACUAUGUUUUUAAACCUG